AAUCAAUGCUUGGGAAGUUCGACUCUUGGUCUCUCAACAUUCCAGUCACCCUACCACCCUAUCCUCAUGGUGCCAGAAACACCGACAAUACCACGGUCAUCGAAGAGAGUUUCUCUCUGAGCACGCCGUCAACCGUCACCGCAUGGGGAAACCAAGACCUUUUUGCGUUGUCAGUGAGUAGCGGCGACAUUGCAGGUGCGCACGGUGUCGCAGUAGGCUGCAAGGAUGGUUCGCUCUUCAUCCUGCGGUCGGCAAGCAACUCCGCGUCUCUGCAGCCCAACAUAGCAGUCUCCAUACCGCCUACUCCCAGUCCGCCAGAGCCAACGUCGCCACCUACUAGCCCUCGCCGUUAUCGCGGUCUUGGACACCCGUCUUCUCGAUCUGCCUCCCCGUCUUCUCUUAAAUCUGCGCUCUCCCCCUUCCAACUCAGUCGCUCUCGCGUUGUUUCCGCUGUAUCCACUGAGUCUGCUGAAGCACCCAAGAACUACGUCGACUUUGACGAGGAACGGGAACGGAUGCGGGGCAUGCUGAAGGGGAGGAAAAGCCGGGAAAGGCACUCAUCCACAUCCCGCACCCGUCAAGAGAAAGACCUCAGCGCGUCCUCCCAGAGUACUUCAGCUCAGAUCAGCAGUCUGCGCAAAGAAGACACUCGAAAUUACCUGUCGGCUGCGCUAUCUCCGUCUUCUUCCACACUCUCCCUAUCCAAUCCACCGUCGCCGACUUUCCCGCCCGCUGCCUCUCCCGAGCCCAACGGCGCGCUUGCGCUGAACCUGCGAUGUCACGUAUAUCCCCCAUACGCUCGUCCAGGCUCUUCUGUCUCUACGUUGAAAGUGCACGAAGCGGGCCGUUACAUCUCAUGUCUACACGAGUCGGGUGGGCUCUCUGUCCACGCGUCCAUAGACGGGUCGUGCAUCGCAUCCACGCUCGUGGAAGCGAAGUCAAAACCGGCUUCAGCCGGCAAGGCUCAAGCGACGCCUUCUGUGCUGUGGGUCUGGCGGAAUUUGCUCGUGGCCGCGUCCGAAGAGUCAAUCCUAUUGUUCGCAUGCGCAUCUCCCGACGAGCUCUAUCCCAACAACCAAUUUCUCGACGCGAGCUCCGGCGACUCAGAGAACCAGACGCUCGUCGUCGCGUACGAGCUCUGCCUCGGCGCGGAUGCAGUAGCAGGCGAGGCGAAGCUCGAGCAGCUGGGGCAAUGGACCGUGAGCGGACCCCUGAACUCUAUUGGUUUGCGCGCCGAGCACGACCAUUCCCUGACCUUCUUCCACACGGGGCCCGGAGGCCACCUCGUCUCCCGCUCCCUGACGGUCCACGACCCCCCGCCCGAGCCCGCGGACCUCCCAGGAUCGCACUCAUCUAACCAUCUGCCGCUGCCGAACCCGUUCAAGGCGCUGAAGGCACUGUCUACGGAGAACAUCCCGGAUACGGAGACCAGCACCGGGUACGAGCGCAUCGAACUCGGAGACCCCAUAGACCAUGGCGAUCUCGGCCUCACGGAGCCUCUGCUUGGCCUGCGCGCCCACGACAAUGGGACGGACGUGCGGCUGUGCGCGUGGACCGCGCGCGAAUUGUCGAUCUGUAAAUGGACGCAGAGCAUGAUGGAGAAGCUGCCCGUCGUACCCGUAUCUGGAGUACGGGACGUCAGAUGGAUCGACCACGAUUCGAUUUCGCUGCUUAGUGAGGAUGGGCUUGCCGUCUACGCCGUCUUGUUGUCCGCUGGCGAGAAACCCGAGGAAGCACGGCCUAAGCUGACGCAGACCAUCCCCCUCUCCCCGUACGACGUCGCGACGCUCGUGCCGGGUGGGCACGCAGUCUCGACGCGUGUCAAGAAUGGUCGACACCGGAUACACCACACCUGCCUCGCUCUGCCCGACUCUGCGAUCGCACAGGCCAAGACCCGGGCCCUGUGGAAGGCACGAGCGGAUGCCUUCGCCACCCAGUCCGCGCCACGGAUUUCCUCCGCCCUUCCUCUAGAGCUCGACUUGAUUAUCUUGGGCUACACGGACGGCCGUAUCCGCCGCACCUCCCUGCUCGAGGGCGCUCAGAACAGUGACGCGUCCGCUCAGUGGUCGGACUUCGCGUUACCAGGUGCAGUCCUCGCGCUCGACGUCGUGCAGAACCACAGGACGGGCGAGCGCGUGCUCGUUGGCGGCGCGGAUGACGGCACGAUCGCCGUCUGGGCUCUCAACACACUGAAACUGUGCGCGCGAUGGACGGUUUUUACGACCCCGCUCGCGCGCGUUAUCUCCCUCGAGGACGAAGGCGUCGGGCGGCUGCACGGCUGCGUGCUGUGCAUCUCGCAGGACGGGACGAUCGCUGUGAUCGCCGUGGACGGGUAUCAGUUUGUGUACCUGGUUCCGGCCUCCGCCGCACCCCUGAGGCGAGUAUGCCUGGGAGAGAACAACCUGCUUCUGGUGUAUACCGACGGGCGCGCGCGUCUGUGGGACACUGGGACGCGGGAGUUCUGGAGGUCCAUGAGCGUGGAGAAGGCCGAAGAGCUCUUGCUGCAGGGCGGCUGGCAUGAAUGGUACAUGGACCGGGCGUCAGACAAGAAGCAAGCUCUAGCUUCACCGGGGUACACAUCGCCGGACGCAGCUUCCACCGUCUCGUUGGACAUCCCGGCGUUGCUGAAGCAGCUGUCGCCAAGCGCUGCGUUGUCUUCAACAAGUUUCAGCUCGAAGAAGAAGCUCGAACAUGCGCGCGCCCUACUCUCGAUAUUGCUUACUUUCGGCAUCAGCGAGGGCAUUGAUACCAUCUGCAACGAGGGGCUGGCUAUCAAACCUGCUUCUGCCACUCUAGGAAUAUCCAGCCCAGAGACGUUGGUGAUCGUCCCGCAACACAGCUCAUCGAGUAUAUGGACGGUGUCCCCGGAAGCGUCCGCAGACAGGGCGCUGGCGAUCCUUACACUGCUCCAAUUUCUCGCGCAGUUUGAAGAUUUGGCCCAAGACGCGAGCACGGUCACGACGUUCUAUGCUGCUUCGAUCGGCCAGCUAGUUCCCGACCACCAGCACCCGAGCCUCCCUCGGCUUGCACACCACAUGCUACAUAUUCAAUCAGCGGAAGUACGACAAGCGGUGCGCUUGUUGUUAGAUGCUGGGGUCGCGCGGUUAGCCGACAGCGAGACGACCGAACUCGUGGAAGUGUGGCAACAAUAUUUGAUGCGGACCGACAAGGAGAAGGAUUUACCACAGAGUGCAAAGGCGCUGUGCAUUUGUGGCUUCAUUGCGGUCGACAAAUAUACACUGCUACCCACCAGUACACUCACCGACAUCGCCAAGUCCAUCGCGCUCUACCUGCACGACGAGACCUCCCCACACCGCUCCCUAGCCAUCGACCUCUGCUCGCGCGGCUUCCAAGUCUGGCAGCAGUACGUCGACGCGGUCGAGAUGCUCCGCGCGCUCUUCACGCUCGCGACAACAACCAAGAAGGAGGCGAUCGCGGUGCCCAACAUCGGCGUGCAGGCGCGCUCCGCCGUGCUGCAGAUCGCGGCGGGCAACACGCCGCUGUUCAUGACGACGCUCGCGAUCGACAUCCUGCAGCCGCGCAGCGUGCAGCACCGCAAGUCCGUCAUGCAGCUCGUCAUCUUCCUCAUCCGCAAGAAGCCGCUCGUGCUGUACAGCAACCUCCCGCGCCUCGUCGAGGCGAUCGUCAAGUCACUCGACCCGAACUCGAGCGCGAGCCGCGACGCGGUUUUGGACUCGGCCACCGAGAUUCUCAGCCACAUUGUCCAGACCUUCCCGACAGUCGACUUCCACAUGGCCACUCAGCGGCUCGCGGUCGGCACGAGUGAGGGCGCAGUCGUCAUGUACGACCUAAAGACCGCGACACGUCUGUACGUGCUCGAGGGGCACAAGAAGCGGACGACGGCGUGCAGCUUCUCGCCCGACGGCCGCCGCCUCGUCACGAUGUCGCUCGAGGAGCAAGAUGUGCUGGUAUGGAAGGUCGGCUCGAGCUUCACGAGCCUCUUCAUGCCCGGGGCGCCGCCGCGACAGGGGCACGGAGGCUCGGAACCGUUCAAACGGCUCGAGUUUCACAUCGGCGAAGCAGCGCAUAUGGGCAUUGAGACUACACUGACGAACGUCCAGUUUGAGUGGACUGCUGAGCGGAGUGUACGCCUCAAAAUCAGAGAUAGCAUACUGACAUUCAGUACAUGAGGCAUCUCCUGCUAUAUAUACCGUUACCAUUCUUCGAAUCGGC
This is a messenger RNA of Trametes versicolor FP-101664 SS1, 4194 nucleotides long. Its product is annotated as WD40 repeat-like protein. Gene Ontology annotation, molecular function: protein binding. The record is from RefSeq and is a predicted model, not a curated record. The coding region runs from base 6 to 4151 and encodes 1381 amino acids. NCBI's taxonomy places the organism in Eukaryota, Fungi, Basidiomycota, Agaricomycetes, Polyporales, Polyporaceae. The transcript is spliced from 18 exons. Gene Ontology annotation, cellular component: cytoplasm.